Molecule: messenger RNA, 668 nt
Organism: Cuscuta epithymum
Lineage: Eukaryota; Viridiplantae; Streptophyta; Magnoliopsida; Solanales; Convolvulaceae
Source: the annotation of a GenBank genome assembly
CCCUGAGCCUAUCCUCUCUCUCUCUUCUCACGCAACCCUCCAUCUCCUCUCUCCUCCAUCUCCUUUCUCCACCUCUCUUCUAACAUUUCUCCCAAUUCCAGAUUUCUCAUCAACUCAGGCCACCGGCGCGGCAGACGGUGGCAAUCAUCGGUGUGGAUGAGGUGUUGGUGCCCAUGAGAAGGAGGCCUUGACGGAGAUGGCGGCUGCGGUGAGGUCGGCGGAGGUGGAGGAAGCAAUGGCGGCAUCUGGCAACGGUGGAGACUGGCAGAGGCGACAUCCAGCGACAGCGAAGUCCAGCAGCGACGGCGGCAGCGAAGUCCAGCGGCGAAGUCCGGCGGCGACGGCGACGGCGAAGUCCGGCGUCGACGGCGGGGACUGGCGGCAGCAAAGUCCGGCGGCGACGGCGGCAGCGAAGUCCGGCGGCGACUGGCGGCAGCAAAGUCCGGCGGCAAUGACUGGUGUAGGAAGUGUUGUGGUCACGCCUUCAAGACAAUUCAUCGUUGUGUGUGUUUAUAUUUUAUUAUUCUAUUUUGUAAUUUUAAUAGAUAGUGUAGGAUUUUCAUUAAGGGUAAUUUUGAGAACUCAUGUCUUUUUAGUCCUAUUGAAUCACACGGAACAUACAACUCCUCUUUUUGCAUUUUUGUUAUGUUUUGCUCCUAGUUAGAGAA